Messenger RNA from Anthostomella pinea, 771 nucleotides. The record is from the annotation of a GenBank genome assembly. Lineage: Eukaryota; Fungi; Ascomycota; Sordariomycetes; Xylariales; Xylariaceae.
AUGGCAUCCCAAAACAUGGACUUCAAGUGCGCUCUGGUCACCGGCGGCGGCGGCGGGAUCGGCAAAGAGCUCGCGAGAUACUUCAUCUUCAAGGGCAAGAAGGUCAUCAUCGCCGGCCGCACCGAGUCGAACCUUCAAUUCACCGCAAAGGAGAUCAAAGCAGCAGGCUACUACGUCCUGGACACAGGCGCGAUAUCGGACAUCCCGGCCUUCAUCAAGCGCGUCACGUCCGAGCACCCCGAGCUCGACUGCCUGGUCAACAACGCCGGUGUGCAACGUCCACUGGAGGUCCUGAAGCAGGACGGAGAAGAAAUCCUCGCGAAAGCCGACCAGGAGAUCAACAUCAACAUCCGCGGGCCCAUGCACCUGGCCGUAGGCCUCCUGCCGCACCUGAAGAGCAAGCCGCACGCUCUUAUCGUCAACGUGUCCAGCGUGCUGGGCUUCGUGCCCUUCUCCAUCAUCAACCCCGUCUACAACGGCACCAAGGCCUGGCUGCACUUCUGGUCCAUGAACCUCCGGACCCAGCUGAAGGACACCAAGGUGCACGUCGUGGAAAUCGCGCCGCCGAUGGUGGAGUCGGACCUGCACCGGGAGCGUGAAGAUCCCGAUGACAACAAGAAGAAGAACAACUCGAAUGCUUUGACCGUGGACGAGUUCAUGGAGGAGGUGUCGAAGAAGAUGGAGAAAGGCGAUGAAAUGAUCAGCGCGGGCAUGGGUGCCAAGGUGGUAGAGAACUGGUACUCGGCGUUUGGCUCCAUGUACCCGGGCUAG